AUGCAUGAUGAAGAUAAACUGUUAAAGAAAAUACCCAAAAUCAAUUUAUUUUUUACUGCCACAAACAAGGUUGAUGCUACUGAUAAUAUUACUUUCAAUUCCCCACCAUCCUCAUCAACAUCUCAGGUAGGUAUUGAUCACAAGGAUGAGGUUGCAAAAAUUGCAUUUGGACUUAAACAUACUGAAAAAUUUGAAGACGGAGCUGAUACUGGUUCAGGAACCAUUCCCAAUGAUAUUGGGAAUUUUGAUGACAUAAAAGAUCAUGUGCGUAACAUGUGCAUCACCCUUAGAACAAUCCAUUUUCGAAACUUGGCAGACAGUUAUCCCGAAACAAAGCGGAAAUACAGUGGAGUGAAUCGCUUCCUAAAUUAUAGUGUCUUCAUACGGGUUUUGCCAAAUGGUGAUAUCGUUGAUCUUGACUGGCUUGUUUAUUCUCCAGCCAAGACAUGUGUCUUCUGCUUUCCCUGCAUUCUGUUUUCAUCUGACCGGUCACAGUUGUCUGGCUUAGGAUUUAAGGAUUGGAAAAAUAUGACACAAUUCUAA
Hydra vulgaris (swiftwater hydra) is the source of this 543-nucleotide messenger RNA. RefSeq lists its product as uncharacterized. The record is from RefSeq and is a predicted model, not a curated record. NCBI's taxonomy places the organism in Eukaryota, Metazoa, Cnidaria, Hydrozoa, Anthoathecata, Hydridae.